Symbiodinium sp. CCMP2592 is the source of this 3381-nucleotide messenger RNA. The record is from the annotation of a GenBank genome assembly. NCBI's taxonomy places the organism in Eukaryota, Dinophyceae, Suessiales, Symbiodiniaceae.
GAGCACAAGAUGCACGUGCCAGAAAUGGUCUUCGGUCACCUCUUGACCAGCGACAACUACGACGAUGAUGAGAACAAGGUGACUGGCGGACGGAACGGCUACGGUGCGAAGCUGACGAACAUCUUCUCAACCAAGUUUGUCAUCGAAUGUGGCGACGGCAAGCGAGGGCAGAAAUAUGUCCAGACCUGGGAGAAGAAUAUGCAGGAGAAAGGAAAAGCCUCUAUUACGAAGUACUCCGGCAAGGACUUCACGAAAGUGACCUUCUAUCCAGACCUCAAGCGAUUCGGCAUGUCCAAGCUUGACCAGGAUGUGGUGGCGCUCAUGAAGAAGCGCGUCAUGGAUGCCGGCGGAUCGACAGACAAGAAGUGCCGCGUAUUUCUGAAUGACAGCCCGGUCGCGGUGAAAGAGUUCAAGGAUUAUGCGGAGCUCUACUUCGAGAAGGAUCAGCCGCGCGUCUACGACAAGUUUGGGGACCGCUGGGAAUACGUCGUGACGACUUCCGAGGGCCAGUUCCAGCAGGUAUCCUUCGUGAACUCGAUCAACACCAUCAAAGGUGGAACUCACGUGUCACACGUGACGGACCAGUUUGUGGAUUCCAUCCUCGACAAGGUGAACAAGAAGAAUCGUGGUGGAAUGGAGAUCAAGCCGUUCCACGUUCGUUCCCACCUCUGGGUGUUUGUGAACUGCCUCGUCGUGAAUCCCACCUUCGACUCCCAGACAAAGGAGACGAUGACCUUGAAGCAGAGCAAGUUUGGGUCCAAGUGCGAAGUUCAGGACAAGUCCAUCAAGCAGCUUUUCAACAUGGGAAUUGUCGACACCGUGCUGCAGUGGGCCAAAGCCAGGGAGUCCAUCGACAUGAAGCGCAAGAUGAAGGCGGGCGGCAAAGCGAACCGCCUCCUUGGGAUCCCCAAGCUGGAAGAUGCGAACCUGGCCGGCACCAAGCAUUCCGAGGAGUGCACCCUCAUCCUCACAGAGGGAGACAGUGCAAAGGCAUUGGCAAUCGCUGGUCUCAGCAUCGUCGGCCGUGACCGCUUCGGAGUCUUUCCGCUCCGAGGCAAGCUCCUGAACGUCAGAGAUGCCAACUUCCAGCAGACCGUCAACAACGCCGAGAUCCAGAACGUCAUCCAAAUCCUGGGCCUUGAACAGCAGAAGGUCUAUGACUCCGUGAAGCCAUUGCGGUAUGGCAGCAUUAUGAUCAUGGCGGACCAGGAUUUCGAUGGCUCCCACAUCAAGGGGUUGCUCCUAAACAUGAUCCAGCACUGGUGGCCAUCGCUCUUCAAGCUCGAGGGUUUCAUGAAAGAGUUCAUCACGCCCAUCGUCAAAGUUUCCAAGGGUGCACAGGAGCUGCAGUUCUUCAGUGUUGUGGACUACGAAGCAUGGAAGGAGAAGCACAACGGAGGCAAAGGAUGGACCACAAAGUACUACAAAGGUCUCGGUACCUCCACUGCCAAGGAGGGCAAAGAGUACUUCAAGAACAUUCGAGAUCACAGGAUGUUCUUCAAGUGGACUGGUGCUCGUGACGAUGAACUCAUCGACCUGGCCUUCAACAAGAAGCGAGCUGAUGACCGGAAGGAGUGGAUCAACUGCUACAAGGACGGCGAUGCAGUGGAUCACUCCAGAGACUCCGUGACGUACUCGGACUUCGUGAAUAAGGAGCUCGUUUGUUUCUCCCGCUACGACGUCAUGCGGUCCAUCCCUUGUUUCGUGGAUGGCUUCAAGCCUGGACAGCGGAAGAUCAUCUACGCCACGUUCAAGCGCAAUCUGAGGAGCGACGUGAAGGUGGCACAGCUUGCUGGGUAUGUUGCCGAACACAGCGCCUACCACCACGGAGAGGCGUCCUUGCAAGGAACGAUUGUUGGCAUGGCGCAGAACUUCGUCGGUUCCAACAACAUCAACCUCCUGGUUCCCUCGGGUCAGUUCGGAACGCGCCUGCAGGGCGGCAAGGAUCACGCAAGCGCGAGGUACAUUUAUACACGCUUGGAGCCAAUUACUCGGACCAUUUUCCAUCCAGACGAUGAUCCACUGCUCGAGUUUCAGACGGAGGAGGGCCAGUCGAUCGAGCCGAAGUGGUACAUGCCCGUCAUUCCGAUGGCUUUGGUCAAUGGCGCUGAAGGCAUCGGGACGGGAUGGUCCACCUCCGUGCCGAACUUCAACCCACGGGACCUCAUCGCGAUGCUGCGCAAGCUCAUCAAGAAGCAGAAAGUCAGCACGACAGUGAAUCCAUGGUACAGAGGCUUCAAGGGAAGCAUCGUGCCCAACCCGGACACAGAGAAGGGGGGCUUCGAGGUUGUCGGGAUUGCCAAGAAAGUGGCAAACAAUCAGAUCGACAUCACUGAGCUUCCCGUCAAGCAGUGGACACAGGCGUACAAGGAAUUCCUCGGUAAGAUGGCCGAGGCUGAGGGCGACAAUGCUCGUGGUAAGAUCGAUGACAUGAAGGAGUUCCACACCGAGAACACGGUGCACUUCUCUCUGUCGGGAACAGUGGACCAGAUUAAGGCUCUGGAGCAGGAAGGUCUCGAGAAGGUCCUGAAGCUGCGCAGCACCCUGGCCACUUCGAACAUCGUGUUCUUUGACUCGGAAGGGAAGAUCAAGAAGUUCUCUUCCGUGCAGGAGCUGAUCCAUGAGUUCUUCCAGCUGCGGCUUAAGUACUACGUCAAGCGCAAGGACUAUCACGUCGACAGGUUGAAGAAGGAGAAGAACUUGAUCGAUGCAAAGGUGAAGUUCAUCGUGAUGGUGAUCAAAGGUGAGCUGGUCGUUUCGAAGCGCAAGCGAGACGACCUUAUCGCAGAAUUGAAGAGCUUGGGCUUUAAGCCUUACAACGAGAUCUUCGGCAAAACCCGCAGUGAGGAGGAGGAAGAGGGCAAGCCUGCUGUGACGCAGGCUAAAGAGCCCAAAUCGGGUUUCGACUACCUGCUUGGCAUGCCUCUGUGGUCGCUCACUUACGAGCGUGUGGAAGACCUCAGGCGGCAAGCCAAAGAGAAGACGCAGGAGUUGACCGAUCUUCAGAACACCACUCCGGAGGCUCUCUGGGAGCGCGAUCUGGAUGCAAUCGUGGUUGAGCUUGAUCGCAUGGACGCUGAAGAGGACGAGGCCAAGAAAGAGGAGGGCCGACUCAGGUCCGGCAAGCGCGCGCGACCGAAGGCCAAGGCGCCUGCGGGGCGCGGCCGCCGCAAGUCCGGAGCCAAGGAUGAGGGAGGUGACGAGAAUGAGCCGAUGGAAGUCGACGAUGACGACGACGAUGAGGUGGAGGCCGUGCCGGCCAAGAAGCCCAAGGGCGACGAGACCGGCGCAAAUCUCUUGGAUCGACUGAAGGAGCGGCGAAAGCAUCGAGCCAACGUGGUUGUGUUGGACCCGGUGGACCUGAACAUGGAUGUUCUCUGA